Messenger RNA from Spirometra erinaceieuropaei, 5590 nucleotides. Lineage: Eukaryota; Metazoa; Platyhelminthes; Cestoda; Diphyllobothriidea; Diphyllobothriidae. The record is from the annotation of a GenBank genome assembly.
AUGCCCGGCUUCUCCGUGAAGGAGCUGAUAUCUGCCGGCGGUAGCUCGAUGGAAAUACUGAAACAGUCUGCGGAGGACACCAAAAACUCCGGCCAGUUUGACAGACCUGUUGACUUUUUGGCCCACCGGUGUCCAGCCCAAAACCCACCUGAAGUGAGUUUGGACGGCUGCUUAGCUGAAAUCGUCAGUGUCACGUCAACCGAUUUGUCGUCCACCAGUGUGGUCGAGAAGGACUCCACGGGGGAUGCUUCGACCCCGGAGUUGGGGCGGAUGAGACAUCUGUUAAAUGCUCUCCUUGGUGCAGGUGAAAGUGCGGUGGCUUCGACGCCGAGUUCUGUGCUGCGGAUAAACAAACUGCCCAACCAGCCUGAAGGAUCGCCACCCGAAUGCCUUCUGUCGCCUACGCUUCUAAACAGCCCGAGUAUGGAUAGAGCAGAGGUAUUGCGGAUAUGCAAAAGUGCCUGGGCUUUUGUUCGGCUAAUGGCCUCGAGAGAGCAAGGUCCUCAGAACCAGCGUCUAGACGAAAAGAUCAGAUCUGUUGCAUCCCUGCUAGAGGACCACCUCUCCCCUCUAUUGUAUAGGCGCCAGGGAGUGCCUUGCAGUUUUGAGACUCUAAAGAACAAAGCACACUACAACACUAACGUGAAUCAACUGAGUGGGGAUACCCCAACUGAACCGGCGAACUUUCUGGAAAACAUCUGUCUUCCCUUCCAACCACCAUUUACAAUCAACUCAGAUUUGGAAAACCCGUUCGAUCUCUCGAAGGAGAGUGAUGUCUUCUUGACAGGUGGGUUUCAUUGCCAUUUUAGAACACAACUUCUUUGACGAUGCUGUUUAGACGGUAUUUGAGGUAUAAUUUGUGGCCCAUUUGAAAGAGCGUUCUUUACGAUUAGAUGAUCGUCAAAAUAUUCCAGAUGGACGUCUAGAAGAGAAGCCGACAGAGCCAACGCUUCAAAAUAAAUUUCAAAUUAUGACCGGCUUCAAAGUCCGGCGUUGGACUUAUCGACAACCCGUAGUUUUAUCAGUUUUAAGGCAUAAAGUGCUCCAAAAUUUUGUGGAAAAAUUUGACUGAAUAGAGUUUAUUGAAAACGAAUCAUAGGAACCUACAAAAAGUCAAUAAGGGAUCAGUUCUCAAGAAGUCCGUUGACUAAUGAGAGACAACCGUCAACAGUGAAUUACCAGAAGUGCCCUUACGUCGGGUUAACCACCAAACGCAUUCUAGCUAACAAACUGUUUGCCGUGAUAAAUCAUGACUACCGGAUUACCUGAAUGAAAACACCUAUGGCACCAUGUGCCUGCAGUUUACCGACUAAUAUUAAGCAUACUUCCAUAGCCUGGGAUGCUAAUUUUUUAGUCCAUUUGCUUGUCAUCAGAAGUAGGACAUGCUUUUGGUUUUGCGGAUGUGAAAUUAAGUGGAACAGAAGUGCAAUCGCCACCGUUUUAACUGGGAGAGAUAGUGAUAGAGGCGACCCUGAACAGAAUAAUUCAACAGACAUUCCGUUAUUCGGUGCCACAGCGAACUACCCCAAAUGCGUUAACAACUUAUCCUAACCAAUAGAUCCUCUCACCCAAGACUGACCAACGUGAUUGGAAACAGAAGUUGGAAACCUAACAACUGCACGAAAUACUCCUAGCAGUUCCACCUGUACAGUUACUUUUUACACAUCUACGACAAGGACUUUGCUUCCAUAGUCUACAUAAUUAUUUAAUUAUGUAAUUAUUUACUGUACCUUCAACAUAGGUACUAGCUAAAAGUCCAGACACGAGUGUUUCGCCGAUCUUGUGCCGCUACCUGACGCAGCUGCGAGGGUCUGUUCUUCGAAAGUCGAUCCGUCGUGAAGGCCCAUGUGACGAAAAGAAGCGCCUACUUGUAAAGGAAAUGGACAGUUUCGAGACGGCAAACAGAGCUGAGCAUGUUUCAACCUAAUCAAGGAGCCCUGGGAGUUGCACUUGGGGGGGAGGGGGGGGUUGAAGGCUUGACCAGGAGGCAUAUCCACAGGCUCAUGGCUCCGCCGGUGCCCUUCAGAUCGAUGGCUUUUGAACAUGUGUCCCAAUUAGAUGCCGUCGGCAUUCAGACUGUGACGACAGUGAUGUGGAUUCCUCCGUACUUAUCCUUGUGCUCUGAAGGAAAACAGUCAGGCAGUCAGUGUUGAUGAUAGGCUGAAAGAAGUGUAUGUGAAGUUGCCGUGUGAUCGGUGCACAAGCAGAAGAGGAAAGCCCGAAUUCAAACCAUACACACCUCCACCCUGCUUGCGUGCUACUGGACUCAGGUUGGCAAUAAAGACACUCCGAAAGAUGGAGCUACCGAGUUUCCCCACCUUUUACAAACUACUCCUGCCCAGCCUUUCUAAUUAACUUAAUCCUAAUUUGAGUGCGAUUCUCGCCUUCCUAUUUAAUAUUUUUACACCGGACGGCGCCCCGUUUGACUAAUUUAUUGAAAUGACUAGGGUGCAGUAGAGCGGCUGGCUCAAGCUCGAUUCCUCUCAGUUAGGAGUACGUGGUCUGUUGUUAAGAGAUGUGCUUGGAUGAUCUUGGACCCUUCUGUAGAGGAGGAUCUGAAUGCGUGGUAAAUUAAUAUCCUCUAUCUUAAUGUUCCCAGCCGACUACGCGGGUGUACAUUUAUGGAAUAUGAAGAAAGUACACGUCAGCCCCAGCCCCACUUGAGUCGAGACACAAUGUUGAAGAGUAAGCAGACAGUGGAUAUUAUCUUUCUAAAUGUACGCCAAACCACCUUUUCAGAGUCAACCUUCCAGCUGAGUCCGUUUCGACAGCAUCGGAAACCAAAACGAAUUCGUACAGCCUUCUCACCGUCUCAGUUACUUCGUCUGGAGAAUGCAUUCGAGACGAAUCACUACGUGGUUGGACAGGAGCGGAAGAAACUGGCCGAUUCUCUCAGUCUCACAGAGACCCAGGUGAGGUGCACGACUGCUGUCUUGUGCCAGAUAGAGAAGUUCAUUUUCUGUACACGGAAGCGGGUUUUGUUCUUUUGACCCCAUUCCUUAACGACUGCCCGAGUCUGUAAACUGCGAUUUAGAAAGCUACACCGAUGGGUGUUAAAAAAACGAAUUCCCAGGCAGCACGGCAAAAUAAGACCAUCACCAUGUCCUAUCUGGAUAGGGCAUGUGAACUUACAUCCUAUUUUGAGGGGUUACGGCUAGGGUUAAUGUUGAGGGGUUAGUGUUGGGUUUGGAUUAGGAGGGUUAUAGUUAGGGCACGCGCAGAGUUACCCCCGGAUCUUUGUGCAAGGUCACCUAUAGUGCAGGGGUUUCUUGUUCCUGUGCCCAAUCCCUGUCUUCUCCAGCCGGAUUUGUUGUGUUAAGCGCCAGAGUCUAAAAACAUGUGCCGAUGACGACUACUACUACUACUACUACUACUACUUCCACCGCUUCCUCCUCCUUCUGUCCCUCCUUCUCGCCCUCCUACUUCUUCUUCUUCUUCUUCUUCUUCUUCUUCUUCUUCUUCUUCUUCUUCUUCUCCUCUUCUUCUUCUGUCUCUUAUCCUUUUUCGGCAACGGUAUAGAGAAGGACCCCAUUUGACUGUCACUAAACUGUGGAUCGUGUCAUACGUGAUUUUUGGUGAAGGGAGUUUUAUGAGUGGGACAGCACGCAGCUGAUAAAAUGAAAGCAGAUACGGAAAUCGCCAGGACUUAUGCAGAAAGUCUUAUCCAACGCUAUUGUACGAUCACGGAAAUAAGAAUAGUAAUUAACCAAUAAACAAAAACAAAUUUCUCAAAAUAACAGAUUUGAAGUUAAGGUGUGGGGUCGUGGGAAGUAAUCGCUGUUGACAGUGUAAUUUCUGCAACAGCCUGCAAAUGUGUGCUAAGAUAAAACCCCAUAUGACACGAUUCAAAGUCUUCUGACAGUUAAGUGGGGUCUACCAUUUUUCUUCUUUUCGCAAAGUCUGUAAUUGGUGUGCUCUCUUUGCCUCAUCACAGAACUUAAAUGGAGUACGGGUUAUGCUUGGCGCAUGACCGAGCAGAUUUUUAGUGUAUCUCCCGCCUACUACCACCGAGUCUGCCGCCUUGCUUGCGUUGGCGCGUUACGCGUGGGGGGAGGUGGACAGACGGACUCAUGCUAGUGUCUUUUUUAUGAACGCGACUCGUCCGGCCCGCAAUGUGGGGACGAACCUUGGCGAGUGAGAGUCGGAAAUCAGUAUCUUAAGUCUGUAUCGCAUGGACAAAAACCACACGCACCUGCGUGCCAGGGGUGUAGGCUAGUAGCACCGUCUGCAUAUCAGUCUGCGCGUGGUCCAAUCCGGCCACCGACUUGACAUCUGCCAGUGUCCGAUUCUGCUGUCCCACUAAAUCCUCGGACUGCCCCCUCCCCCCCCCCCGGUAUGUUCGUGGCUGAGAGGUGAGGGGGGCAACAGAGAAGGGGAGGGCACCUCCGGACGUUCUCGGGGCAAUACUGACUUAUCCACACGCUAAGGCGAUAGCGGUAGCACAAGCGGGACGGGACAAAGCUAAAUCUCAAAGAAUGUGCUGGGACAGGCGGUGUGGAAGACGCACUGGAUGGAUUAGAGGUACUCGGUGUCCUCCUCCGCCCACCAGUUGAGGCGGGAGCAGUUAGGGCUGGCGUUUCUAAUGUACUAUAGAGCCCUCAUGGGAGCUUCCAAGUGUACUCAGCUUUCCACAUUUUGCAAAAUAUCAGUGACAGGACCGAACGGACUGUUCCGUUAAAUGAAUCGCUAUGGCAAAGUACCGCACAACUGCCUAAUGACGGCUAAUAAGCCGAAAAUGCUCCCUUGUCUUUGUUGGCAAUGCUAUUCUGCAUAUAUUCAUGGUCGCUAGGUGACCGUCUUCAUCGGCUGUAGACCCAAUGGGACGAACAUGUCUCAUAACCUGAUCGGUGAACGCAAUUCAAGCAUGAAAUAAGCUUUAUUUUACCACAUAAAUACUAUACCAUCCUGUCCAUGAAGAAUUUCGUUUAAGAAGAAAAUAGUUGCCCAAGCUUUCGUGAAAUUCAUUCACUUAAUUUAUAAAAUUUAAGAAGCUGGUGAUGUGUGCACGUAGAUUCAAAAUAAUACAGGGCAGUACUCACCGUCUGUAGAGUUGCAGAAUGCGUCGAUGACGGAAAAACUCUUCUUCUUAAUCUAGGUGAAGGUCUGGUUCCAGAAUAGACGCACAAAAUUCAAGAGAAUUCGGACGGAAGUGCAGGACGGUACCGGAUCAAACGCUGAAUCUGUGCAGCCAGUGGCAGUCAGUAACAAGGUUGGUUUUUCAAAAAAAGACCCAACCGGCGAAGCUACGAACGACCAAGCCUGCAGAGACGAGUGUCCACCAAUGAACACUUGCAAGGCGGCCAACUUCCCCUUCAGCCAUUCCACGGUGGAUGCUGGUUUUUCGUCCGGCGGAGUGAAGUUCCCUCCUCCGAAACCCGAAUGCGGUGCAAGAAAGAGGCUGACGGGAAAUACCGCGGUAGCCGCAUUUAAAUCGACUUUCAAGGCCCCGGAUUCCAUGUUUUUCACAUCACUGCCCUCCUUUCACCCUGCUGCACCAUCCGCGCCCAGAGCAACUGAUCACCAAGUCCACCAGUGUGAGCCGCCAAAAAUUGUCAACAGUCGCUGUGAUCAGUGGAGAAGAUACUGUUAG